UGUUUUCGGUAAAAUGUUUGCAUAAUAAUGUUUGAGCGUUUAAGCGAAAAGCCUGUUUAUAAUUGCUCCGGUUUCAGUUACGAAAUACAUACCUCUUGAAUCGCGGAAAUAAGCAUUCACGACGCAGUCAAAGUCGAACCGGCUGAAGAAAAACCGAGUACCUUGGUGCUCCUGAAAGAGAUGGAGAAUGAGCCACAGCCUGGUACAUUUUCUGCUCCUUUUGUAACCACUUCAGCCGCUCUAAAAUCAUUGGGUUGUGUCACAUACGCCCUGUUCUACAUCUGGCAAGUUAUCGGUUUGAUCCUGUACACCAUUCGUGCCUUUGAAACGAGUCUCUUGGCGAAACAUACCAGCUUUCAGUCGACGUACAUCCCGACGUUUCAUCACUCUGAACAACUGCAGCUGGCCUGGUCCAUGUCUCAGAUACUUAACAAUGCCUUGGUUAUUCUGGCUGUGUCAAAGGUUCCCUCGUUUCUGGGCUGUACCGCCAUCCUAAGAUUGCUUAUUCGUCUACCGGGGUUUUGGAGUCUUCUUUCCUUGUUUGUAAUGACUAUUGUAGGCUAUGGAAUGAUUCUCUCACUGGCAAAUAACAAAAUGGAAAUCGCUUUGAUUAUGGGUUUUGCGAUCGACAAUGGAAUUCAAGUCGUCUUAAUUUGCCUUCUUAAUUUCACCCAGGUAAACCACUCUCGAGGAGAAUUUCCUUUUAAAGUGUUUUGUUUUGUUAAGAUAAACAUAUUCCUUUUGGUUCUGUCGUAUUUCUCAACUUUUGUGAUUGGCUCGGUACAGUUUUCUCUUCGUGUUUAUGGUUUUGAUGAGAACACGGGAAUUUCUGAUGAAUUUCGCGCUUUAUUUAUCGCAGUACGGAGAUUUACGCAGAUUCUAUACUGCUACAAAAUCUUUGUAUUUUACUGGGAAAAGUUCCUUGUUGAUCAUAGGAAUAUCCUACAGUGUCGCUACGAUUAUUUAGAUGAGUUACACGAAAGCAGUGCCACAAACACACAGAGGGGUCUGGGUCAGGCUGCUGGAAUCUCAGUUACCGCAGACCAGAAUGACGUAAUCUAAGGGAUCGAUAAGCUUUGGUCGAUUCUUGCGUGAACAUAUGACUAAACGAUUUUGGUGAGAGUGUUGAAAUAUACUAGUUACGCAACGUUUUCGAGUAGUAUAUCAUGGAAUAUCCUACGAGUCACUUGAUACAAGUGACAAGUAGGAUACUUCAUGGUAUACCACGAGAAAGCGUUACAUAACUAUUUUACACCAUGCCAUAGAAAAUACAGUGGUCAACAAAAUCAAUGGGACAUACGCGCGGCACUUGAUGGGAAGUCUGGGCGUAAUACCGUCGAAUAUACAACGGCUUUCCUGUUUUCUAAUUGGCUGUAUUUUGUGUGGCGUGGUAUAAACAGACAUAUUUUAAAGUAAGUGUUAGUACUUGAAAAGAAUACCUGUAUUUUCUUUGAAGCCUUUAAUUUCAUACCUUACAGCUGACUAGUGUUGAGCGGUACUGAGCCAAUUAUGUAAUAUAAUGAUUUUUGUUUAACAAUGAGCUCUACAAGGCCUAGCAAGAUUUACUUUCUUUCAGUCUCAAUUUUUUUUUUCUUUUCGGUAACUUUCGUAAAGAAAGAAAGUUGGCUAUGCAUAUUAUUCUGCAUCUUCAUGUAAAUACAUAAUAUUUAUAUCGCACAAUUGUCAAAUAUCUGUCGGUAUUUGUAGGACCGUGGCCAGUAUGAGGUAAUCGAAACCGAGGCACUUACCUCAGCCAUUUCUUUCGUUUUAGGCUUUUUAUGGAGGGGUUGAAGGUAAAACACUGCUUAAUACCAGGAAGAGAAUUUAACCACAGUCUUUACCUUUUAUCUUUUAUGUAUCGAUAUAUCUACUAUACAUUUCAAGUUCGCGAAAUUCUACUAAGAACUUUUCAGACGGACAAUAUAUACUUGAAGUUCAUACUGCACAAGUAAUCGCGCAAUAUUGCGACCAGUAGUUUGUCAGUGCACGUGUUUUAUGUAAACCAAUUAAUUCUUAUAGCAUGGGUGUAAAAAUAAACGAUAUUUUUCUCAACAAAAGUGGUUCGCUCAAUCACCUUAUCUCGAAACAAACCACGCAGCCUUGCGAAAAUAUCAAGGAUUUAAAAGAGUUAUAGAAGCAAAAGAAGAGGUGCGGAAUGAGGAUGAGGGGUGGAUUGGGUGGCAAGGUUGACCGGGGUGGUCAUAAGGCAUACGGGGGCUUUUACACGCAGACAAACACGAACUUUUCGACCAGCGAAGGAAACUUACAAAAGAUAAAAAAACGAUGAAAUUUAUAACUUCAAAUAAACGACAGUUCGUAUAACUCUUGGAAAGUGUUGAAUAAAACAAACCAACAAACAAACAAACAAAGACAAAUCAAGAAUCACACACUCGUCUACGCCUCGUGCUUCGUUACGUGAUUUCCAUCAUCAUCACGUCAGACCGACCAAUCAGAGACCAGCGGGACUAACCGAGGAAAAUGGAAUGAUAUUUUCCGAUCAAACCGGGCCGACCAAGAGGAAUGACUCUUGCCAUUUUCUAUUCCUCUCCCCAAUCCACCACGUAAGUGAAAUCUUCUGAAGAGAGGAAGGGCAGUGAACCGGUUUGUUAAAGUGGAACGGCGAUUUCGCUCCGACCGGUCCGACCGACCAAAGUGGACCAGUUCCAGAGGUGGUCCCGAAUAUUCCAUUUGACUUCCGACCGAAAGUUCCGGAAUAUUUUAGCAUGAUGGAAAGCACGCACGUUUUCAUGGUUUCGUCAAUGAUACCAAAACCAUUAUGGCGCCAGCGUAAAUACGGUUCUCAACCGGUUCUCGGUGACUCAGCAUAUCUUCCACCCGUGCGUGGCGAAAUGUUUCACCCAUUGAGAGAAUUUCAAUCAAGGGAUUUUACAGGUUUGCAGUAACAUAAUGCCGCAUAGUAUGUGAAGUAUUACCUGAGCUUGUUUUCUGUCAAACUACCCAAGACUACAGACGCGAUAGAACGAAAGAGAAGUUUUAGACCAUAACUUACGAGAGACUUAGCACUUCCUGUGACAGCUUGAUUGGUAAGCGUACGGAGACCAAUCCUCAUUUAAGUAAUCAUAUGCGGCGAGAUCACGUUUUUUAUUAACUCAAUGGGUUCAUUUUCGUGAAUAAAUAGAAAUUUCUGGAAGCAUUUUCUAGCGACAUACAAAGGAAAUUGCUCAAGUAAUUAAAGGCAUUGGCUGAGAUGUUACGUCUUAGUCUGGUAGCGCUGAGGCAGCAAUGGUCGAUUAAUUUUAGCUUUAUUGACGGUUUUUCUAUAAGCAAGCGUCUUUUCUCUCUUUCUUUGUCAUCGCUCUCUUUUUCGAAAAGAUUUCUGAGAGCUCUCUAGUGUAAGCCUGGAAGUUACACCGUGUUUUGAUUUGAACAAUUUAGGUCUGACUACUCAAAUGCGUUCAUUGGCGCUUCUUGUAGUCUAGAGCGAGUGAAAACGGCAAGCGACGGCCGAUGGUAAAACUCCAGCGCCAAACAAUGGUUAAAAAUAUUGGAAGAGUAUUAAAAAACAGGGUUAUUUUCAUACUGACGACGUAUUUUUACCAAGUUUCCACGUGUUAACUUCUCUGGAGUAACAAAUUUGAAUAAUUGACCAAACGAGAGGAGUCCGCUAUUAACAUGCAAGGAAGAAGAUUGUUGAAUUAGUUUGCCAAUUAAACCAACAAGAAAAACGCUCGAUUGGGAGGGUUUCAUUAGGCCUGCCAGUCAUCCAUAAGCGACAAGAAACCAAAAUAAACAAAUUUUACACCAGCUGCCUUCUUGUUUUCGAAAUAUACCCUACAAGUUAAUCUGCCCAGUGUUACUGACGUCGAAAUAAUUUUCUACAUGAUUUGGUUCUUUCCGUACUUUGCGCAAUAUAGUGUUCUGAUUAUCGAAGACGACAAGUAACAAAUGUUUUUCUAGCAAUCUGUCGAAUCAGGCACCGGAUACGACUAGAAAAAAUUACUUUGAUCAGCGAAAAAUCAACUGAAGUGUAAACUAACAGUUUGAUCGCCAAAAGAGGCUUCCAUCAAGUGACGCCUCCUUGAAAACGAGGGCAGUCUUAAUACGUGGUCCAAUACGAAUCUUACUGAAAACAAAAGAAGCCGUUUCGAGGCUUAGGGAAAUAAUAUAAGAUAACUAUUUCGUUCCCGAAGCCUCGCAAUCAAGUGGAAAUUUGGUAUUAUUGCUGAUGUAUCCAUGACGACUAAACACUCACUUAUCAUGUUGUGACGGUGAGAAUCCAUUUGGCAGCCGUGGUGAAAGGUGGGUUUUGUAAACUGUAAGACAUACGUACGAUAAAACUAAUAAGCAAAUGGGUUUUUUGCUUCGUUACUCGAAGGAAACUAAUAGAUAUAAUGUAUUAUGGUUUUCCGUAUGAAACCAAGUCAAUUUUCAACUCUGUCCUAUUUUUUUCAAUGUCCUUCAGCUCGUAGUCUGCGAGUUUUA
Messenger RNA from Orbicella faveolata, 4443 nucleotides. RefSeq lists its product as uncharacterized. Lineage: Eukaryota; Metazoa; Cnidaria; Anthozoa; Scleractinia; Merulinidae. The record is from RefSeq and is a predicted model, not a curated record.